Molecule: messenger RNA, 1469 nt
Organism: Blepharisma stoltei
Lineage: Eukaryota; Ciliophora; Heterotrichea; Heterotrichida; Blepharismidae
Source: the annotation of a GenBank genome assembly
AUGCCUCAGUAAACGCUAUUCAGAACAUUCACACUCAUACGCCUAGAUAAGCCUGAAAAAGUUGUAAAUUUUAAUACGGAAAGCGCACCAGUCUACAAAACUUCGAAGUGUUAUCUUAGUCUUAUAGUUCCUGCUUACAACGAAGAGAGAAGAAUUGAAGCAAUGCUUGUAGAACACAUUCAAUAUUUUGAACGCAAAAAAGUGACUGAAAAUUUUAAAUAUGAAGUCAUUGUUGUAGAUGAUGGAAGCCGAGAUCAUACGUAAUUCACAGUCAGAAUUUCUGUUGUACUUGAUAUCGCCAAAAAACUAAAAGUCCCGAUCAAAAUUCUUAAAUGUGGAGUCAAUGGAGGAAAAGGCUCAGCAGUCAGACUUGGCAUGCUAAUUGCAAGAGGAGAUUAUUUAUUAUUUGCUGAUGCUGAUAACGCAACUAAAAUACAAGGUUACGAAAGGGUUGAAAAAGAACUGCUGAAAAUUAGCAAAGCAGGACUAGGAAUUGCUGUAGGUUCAAGGAAUGAUUUAAAUAAAGACAUGCAAAUCAAAAGAAGCAAACUAAACUCCCCCCUCCGUGAGUGAAAAAAAAAAAAUUUUCACAGGGGGGUUAAUUUGUUUUUUAAAAAAUUAAUAUAGAAGUUUCCUAUGUUUGGCGCUGUAAGGCCGAUAAAUUCUGAUCGGAAUUUAUCGAUUGGUUGCACCAAAUCAAUGCCUUGGUCGGACCAAAAAGCGAUUUUGGUCGACGAACUUGGAAAGCUCCUGGGAAAAUGUCUGCGCUUUCAGCGCUAUAUAGAGGAAACCUCUAUAUAUGAAUUUUAUAGAAAUUUUUUUUUUUUCGAAAUUUUAAAAAAUUCUAAUUCGCAAAAUUGGAAAGCAAAUAUUAAUUUAUUUUAUAAAAUUUAUGUUUUAAAAAGCAAUUUGUUUAAAAUUAAACAGAAUUAGCUCGAGAUUUCAUUAUAAUAAUUAUCACUUAUAUAGCAAUUUUUUUUUCAUAAAAAAUUUUUGUUCACUCACGGAGAGUGAGUUUUUGGGCAAAAAAUAGGGAUUUUUCCAAUGGUUUUGUUCACUCACGGAGGGGGGGAGUAAGGGAUUUUUUGAAUUGGGGAUUUACUACUGGAGUCAGAAUUUUAUGCUGGACACGUAUCAGAGUAAGAAUAACAUAGGAUACACAGUGCGGAUUCAAAAUGUUUACUAAAAAUGCUGCACAAUUACUUUUUAGAGCUCAGCACUUAGAAAGAUGGGCAUUUGACGUAGAAUUAAUAUACUUAGCUGGAAGAAAUAGAAUCCCUAUCGUAGAAGUUCCUGUUGAUUGGGAAGAAAUGGCUGGAAGUAAACUAAAUGUAUUGAAAGAUUCGAUUUUAAUGGCAAGAGAUAUACUACUGGUUAGGAUACUUUAUUUGCUUGGUAUUUGGAAAACUACAGAUGUUUCAAUGUAAGUUCUAUACAGACCUGGAACGCAUGUUGUAGGAGAUGCUUAA